Dermacentor andersoni is the source of this 877-nucleotide messenger RNA. NCBI's taxonomy places the organism in Eukaryota, Metazoa, Arthropoda, Arachnida, Ixodida, Ixodidae. The record is from RefSeq and is a predicted model, not a curated record.
CGAAGGCACGCUUGCGCCAUGCAGGUGUGCUUUGCAGGUCGUUGCUGCCAGCGCAUACAACGUGAAGAACCGUAGCUAUAGCAAGGCACGACGCCUGGUGAGAGCCAUGCUAACCGAAAUUGUGCUCGUGGUGUCGGCACUGCCACUGCUGGGCGUGGCCAUCGACCAGUCCGAGUUGGAGGUCACCAGAUUGCCGGGACUCCGUGAACGCAUAAACUUCAGGCACUACUCGGGUUUUCUGAACGCCGCCGAAGGUCGACAGCUUCACUAUUGGUUCAUGGAAAGCCAGCGGUCUCCGUCUGACGACCCCGUCUUGCUGUGGAUGAAUGGAGGACCAGGAUGUAGCUCGCUCAUUGGUGCUACCAUGGAGCUGGGCCCGUUCCGCAUUGACCCUCUGGGCGUGAAGCUAACCAUAAACCCAUUCAGCUGGAACAAGGUUGCAAACGUGAUAUUCCUCGAGGCACCGGCUGGUACCGGUUACUCGUACGACCCCACCGGGAGCAUCAGUACUGACGACAACAAGGCCACCGAAGACAACUACCAGGCCAUACAGGAUUUCUUCUCCAAGUUCCCGCAGUUCAGAAAAAAUGAGUUUUACGUGACGGGUGAAAGCUUCGCCGGCGUCUUCGUUCCUCUCCUGACACAACGCCUUCUCCUCUCGAAUCCACUUGGAAUAAACCUGAAGGGUUACGCCAUCGGAAACGGAUUGUUGGAUUUCGAGCUCUACGGCAAGGCGAUCCUCUUUUUCGCCUACUACCACGGCCUCUUGGGAGACGACCUCUGGAACGAGGUGACGUCAAAUUGCUGCAAUGGCACCGUCUCGAAGGAGACAUGCGACUUCGGCUCGAAUACCGAUGAUCCUGCCUGCGCUGAUCCG